Messenger RNA from Acaulospora morrowiae, 1488 nucleotides. Lineage: Eukaryota; Fungi; Glomeromycota; Glomeromycetes; Diversisporales; Acaulosporaceae. The record is from the annotation of a GenBank genome assembly.
AUGAUACGUUUAGCUAAAGAUAUAGCAACCCAUGUUCCUAGUUCAUUAAGAAAGAAAAGAGCAUAUCAAUUAAUAAGGAGAGAAGUUGUUCAUGAACCUCCCGCUGACAGUCCAACAUUUAUUUUAAACGAGGAACAAGAGCAUAUUUAUGAUUUAAUUGUGAAUGAAGGGAAAAGCGUGUUUUACACCGGGGCAGCCGGCACGGGAAAAAGUAAACUUCUUGGGAGAAUAAUCGAAGGACUCCAAUAUAAAUAUGGAAACGCCCCUGUGGCUGUUACCGCACCAACAGGAAUUGCCGCGCUCAACAUAGGCGGCACUACUGUGCACAGAUUUUCUCAAUUUCCCGUCAAUGCGCAAUAUAAAAGUAUUGAGGAAAUCAUAUCAGCAAUUAAAUUUUCCAAACGGCUCUCGACCAGAUGGAAUAGAAUUAGGGCAUUGGUUAUUGACGAAAUAUCUAUGCUUGACGCUAGGUUGUUCGAAAGAUUGGAUGCCGUUGCCAAAUACUUCAAAAAGAAUCAAGAUCCUUUUGGGGGCAUACAGAUUGUAGUCACCGGAGAUUUUUGUCAACUUCCGCCUGUUUCAACCGAAGAUAAGGCUCGUUUUUGCUUUGAAUCACCUAUAUGGUCAGAUUGCAUAAGGCACAAUUAUCAAUUGACCAAAAUUUACCGGCAAAAAAAUGAAGAUUUUCAGAAUAUUUUAAAUGAGUUAAGAAUUGGACAAGUUUCGGAAAAUUCGUUGGAAAUAAUGAAUCAAUUGUCGAGGACGCCUGCAUACCCAGAGGAUGGUGUCAAACCUUCUGAAUUGUACCCAAUUAUCUCCAAGGUAAAUCGCAUAAAUCGAAUAGAAUUAGAUAGGCUUCCACACAAAAAGUACAUUUUUCACGCCGAAGAUUUUGAACCAGAAAACAUAGGCAAGCUUGAUGAACUGGAGAGAAGCAAUUUGGCACCAAAAAAAUUAGAGCUAAAGCUUAAUGCCCAAGUGAUGCUCAUUACGAACUUAUCAGAUGACCUUGUGAAUGGAAGCAAAGGAUAUGUAUGCGGAUAUCAUUCCAUAAAAGAUCAAAUGAAUUAUAAGGAAGAAUUGGAUCAAAUGGAUGUCGACACCAAGUACAUUCUUCCUAUUGUGAGAUUUGACAACGGCUUAAUUAGACCCAUUCCGUAUCUCUCGUGGACAAUAAAUUCGACUGACGAUAAAACUGGGGAAAGUGUUGAAUUAGCGAAACGUGUACAGCUCCCCCUAAUACUGGCUUGGGCGAUAAGUAUCCACAAAAGCCAAGGUCAAUCAUUGGAACGGGUCAAAGUCGAUCUUGAUCGAAUAUUUGAAAGAGGGCAAGCGUAUGUGGCACUUUCCCGGGCGAGGACUAUGGAUUAUCUUCAAGUAUUAAACUUUUCUCGUGAUAAAGUAAUGGCCGAUGAAAAGGUGCUAAAUUUUUAUAGGACUUUGGAGACUGCCAAGACAACCAAUAUCAAAGGAACAACUGCAUGUUAG